GCGAACUAGAAGUGUGAUUCAGCGGUUUCCCAACUGAAACUGGACUCUCUUCGGUCAUAACUAGAAGCAAGUGCUUCUCAGAGCGACGGGCUCUGACAGACUGGACUUUGAGAUAAAAGGUAAAAAUGCUUCGUGGCUGUUGAACUGUGGUGUGGAUCAACCAAGCUGGGAAAUGUCGAAAAUCUCCAUUUUGAAGCAGAGGGAAUGGCAAAGAGGAUUGCAGAUAAGGAGCUGACUGACAGGAAUUGGGAUCAGGAGGAUGAAGGAGAAGAGGCUGGGACGUUCUCAAUCGCAAGUGAAGAUGUGCUGAAGAAUCGAGCCAUUAAGAAGGCCAAGCGCAGAAACCCUGGAGCUGAGGGUGACGGUGGAGCAGCCUUUCGUGGAUUUAAAGGAUUCUCUGCGGCUCCGUCAGCGAUACCAGCUCCCUUCUCGGGGUUUGGAAAGGCUGGAAGCUUCGAAGGAUUCGGUCUGACCAACGGGGGCAGCAAGGCUCUGUACACUGGGGUCUCCAGUGCCACAGUAGGUCUGACCUUCAAUGGGCCCUAUGUCCCACCGACUGCUGACAUCACCACCCGACAGACCAAUGGCUCCUCCCCCAGCCCAACCCAGAGUAACAAGGAGUACCGGCGGCAACUGACAGCGCUGAACUGCUCUGUCCGUGACUGGAUCACCAAACAUGUGAACGACAACCCUCUGUGUGACCUGAACCCCAUCUUCAGGGAUUAUGAACGCCAUCUCAGCAGCAUCGAGCAGCAACAUGGAGGAGGAGAAGCUGCUGAUGGAGGCUCGGAGACUCCUCCUCCUUCAGCAGCUCUGUUCUCUUUCAGUAGAACCACAUCAGAGGACUUGGCCCAAAAAGUCUCUGGCACUGCUCCAGUGGCUUCUGGCAUCACGUUCAAUUUUGGCCAGAAGGUUGACAGCUCCGUUCUAGGAUCUUUAAGGUCCAAAUCAGCUGCCUCCAGCUUCUCUUUCUCCUCUUCAAGCCAGACCUCCCUUUUUGGAGCUCCUGGACCUGCUGCUCUGCCACCCUUCGGUGGGACCAAACCCGAUGAGGCUGCAGAUGAAAAUGGAGAUGAGGAGUCGGAAGAGCCACCCAAACCAGAGGUGAAGGAAGUGAAGGAGGAUGACGCAUUUUACUCAAAGAAGUGCAAACUGUUCUACAAGAAGGAGGCGGAGUUUAAGGAGAAAGGAGUUGGAACGCUGCACCUAAAAAACACCUCAGAUGGAAAGAUCCAGAUGAUCAUUCGUGCGGACACCAACCUGGGAAACAUUCUGCUGAACAUCAUUGUGCAACACUCCAUGCCGUGUUCUCGGGUCGGGAAGAACAAUGUGAUGGUGGUUUGUGUUCCAAACCCACCCGUCCAUGACAAAAACCCCAGUGGUCCAGUUCCCCUCCUGAUCCGGGUCAAAACUGAUGAAGAUGCCGAUGAGCUCCACAAACUUCUGGAAGAGAGAAAAGGAUGAGCACCCCACCCUCUGAACCAGAACCCCCUGCAGCUUUUACCUGCUUUAGUCUGGACUAUGGUGGUUCUGAACUGUCCUGUCAUCAGUGAAAUGUUCCUUCUUUUAUUCUGAAGGUGUGCUUCUGACUACAUUCCUCCCCUCCCACUCUGGUAUCAUCUCUGCCAACCUACUUUUACCUGUUUGAUCUGGAGCAUGAAUCCACUGGAUCUGGUUUUGGGGAGACCUCCAAACUGGGUCAGACCAUUUGCUUUCAUAACAGUUAUUAUUAUUUUUUUAAGAGCCUUUUAUUCAGGAAACUAUUUAUUGUUGGCAGAUUUUUGUUAACACCUGGCCCAACAGAACUUUGUUGUCCUGUAAACAUGGACUCUGUACCUGUCCAAGUGUCCUUCAUCUCUUCUCCAGGAGGAGAGGCUCUGUUUCAACAUUGAUAAAUAAAAGGAACCAAACA
Molecule: messenger RNA, 1912 nt
Organism: Nothobranchius furzeri (turquoise killifish)
Lineage: Eukaryota; Metazoa; Chordata; Actinopteri; Cyprinodontiformes; Nothobranchiidae
Gene: nup50
Product: nucleoporin 50
Biological process (GO): protein import into nucleus
Cellular component (GO): nuclear pore
Source: RefSeq, a predicted model, not a curated record